This is a messenger RNA of Quercus robur (English oak), 2604 nucleotides long. RefSeq names its product sialyltransferase-like protein 2. Bases 1512 to 1877 code for a protein of 121 amino acids. The transcript has 3 exons. The record is from RefSeq and is a predicted model, not a curated record. Lineage: Eukaryota; Viridiplantae; Streptophyta; Magnoliopsida; Fagales; Fagaceae.
AGCUUGCAAACUCCCGUUUAUUUCAUUAUUUUAUUCUCCCUGUCAUGUUAGCUUAUACUAACUUCUUGUUACUUCUGGGUGUUGUUCAACUACUCUAAAUGACCAGCUGCUCAAAAAAAAAAAAAAAAGUGAGAAAGGAACUGUUUUCAUGAAAUUUUCUUACUUGGGUUUCCUAGUACUAGAAUUAUAAUACUUGACUCUGAGUUAUUUGAUUGGGUACUAAUUUAUGAUCUGGAUUCAAAAUCUUGUAGCUGUAAAAGAAGUUUUUUGGUUCUGAUACAUAUGUUUUAAUGGGCAAAUAUUUGGUUGAGAACUUUGACAUGAAUAUGAUUUCAGACCCAUAUAUUUUAAUGGAUUUUUACAGCUGAUGAUGGGUAAAUUUUUUUAUAAUGUUUGGUUUUCUGCAUGAAUAACAUCUCACAACCAUAAAUGUUACCUUUUUAGCUGUAAAAAUGUAAUCUUUGGAAUGUUUUCCAGCAAAAUAGCUGACUUAAAUUCCCACAUAAGAACAUGGUCUGGCUCUGUUACUGCAAAUAGAGAAGGAUGCUGGGAGUUGUGUGGUCUGUGGUGUAUACAGUCCAACUGGUAAUGCUUGUUGCAAAGAAAACUACAGAUAACCCGUGGGUUCUUCUUGAUGCAUUUGUAGUUUCAUGGAUUCUCAUAUUCACUGAUUCAUUGUGAAUUUUAAUACCUUUGCUGGCAAAACAUGUAACCAUUGUUUGAACAUGCAUGUAACAGCACAUACCCUGUUGGGUUAUACUUGUAUAGUUUUUGUAACCGUCCAAAAUUUAAAAAAUGUGACUUGUCCCCCAGGAUCUCAAGCAAGCAGAAAGCAAGUGAUCUUAUUAUGUAUAGUAAUCCAUGGUAAACAAUGUUUUGGAGUUAAUUUUACUUUAGAUGUCACUAAUUUUAUUCAUAUGAAAGAAAUUAUUUUUUUACUUGUAUGGGGUUCAAUAACUGUGAAGCAAACUAGUGUUGCAAACAAAGCAGAAAAAUUGCUAUGAGAUGGAAAAAUCCAUCAAGCCUCUUCCUUAGGAAUUAAUUGUUCUGUGCAAGACUCUAACUCUGUAUUUCUAGGGCCAAAAUGGCCAAAUACCAUCAAUUCUUGAAAUAUUUUGCCCAGAAACACUGUUUCGGAAAAAUAUAGCGAUCUACCACUUUUUGUGGUACUCGAUCUUACUCGAGCUUGAUGAGCUCGAGUACCAUAUUUUUUUAAUCCAACGUGGCCCGUUGACAUGGAAAGUUUAAUUAAAAAAUUUUAAAAAAAAUUUGGCCAUUUAGUACUCGAGCUUGGUGCGCUUAAGUACUAUGCGUGGUACCCAAGUCCAUCAAGCUCGGGUACCAUUCUGUACUGGCAACUUAUUUUAUAACAAUAUCAAAACUUCCUCUCUCAAUUUUCUGAAACCCAGCUUAUAAACUUCAUUCCCACAGCUACUCUCUCAUCACUCACUCUCUCAAUCUCCCUCUCAACUCUCUCUGACUUUCUCAAUCUCGCUAUCAAACUCUCCCACAUGCUUUCAAUCUCCCUUUCAGUCUCACUCUUGCUCUCAUUCUCCAUCUCCCUCUCGCUCUCGGUCUCCCUCUCGUUCUGUUGCUUGGUCUCCCUUUCGCUCUGUUGCUCGGUCUCCCUCUCGCUCUGUUGCUCAUGCUCUCAGUCUCCCUUUCACAAGCUUAUCAAAAUCCAUUCUCCCAUGCGGGCUGAUCCAAACCGUGUUGUAAAAUGGGUACCACGCCGUGGCACAAUUAGAGCGGCUAGAAUUGCAUCAGAGAAAUUAUUGAAGAGGGUUGGAGCAGGGUCUAGUGACCCAUUAGCUGCAUGUUCAAUUACUAAGAAGCAAGUUGAGAGAGAGCCUGUAGCAUUGUCAAACCUUAGAUAGGUGGCUAGUGACCAUCAAAAAUAUGUGGUGAAUUUGUCCUACAUCACUGGUUGUGGUUUAUUUAGGGUUUUCAUUUGAAAGAGGAGCUUGAUUUGGGAUUAUAAGGAAGAAGGAAGACAAAUAAACACACAUCCUCAUUAGCACAAGAUAGAAAAGAAGUAUAUAGAGAAGAGAGAGGGAGAAAAGAACACAUGAAGGCCAACAUGCCUCUAUGCUCAAAUACUUUAUUUAUUAAUCAACUCCACCUAUUCUUUGAUUACAUUGAGAACAUAUAUAUAUAUAUAUUAUAAGUACUCAUUCUUGUACUAGUAGUAUUAGGAUUCCCAAGUUUGACUAGUAAACUAAAAACCUAAUAAAGUAAUAUAUAAAAGACCAACUUGGACGCAAAACUAUAUAAACCCAAGAUACUUAUGCUCUGUUUGUUUUGAUAGAUAACGUUUUCUACAAAAUGAUUCGUUUUCCAAAGAACAUUUUCUGGAAAUCAGACUUGUUUUCCUAUGUUUGUUUGCAACAUUGAUUUUGGAUUUGGUCCUCACUUCAAUAAGGCUUGUGCCUUUUUGGUGCCUCAUGUCUCAAGUAGAAGGCCUUGUGCCGUAAGUCACCUUUUUUCCUUUGACAUGCCAUUCUUGUCUGAAUCUAAAAAUGGUUCAAUAAGUUGUCUGCCUUCUUCUGUCUCUAGUAUUUUCAUGUUUGUUGCUUUUAUGUAUUCACUUUUGAUAUGUGUGUA